AUGUCAUCCCAAGCAUUCUCUUCAGUACACCCGAAUGCAGCAGCGUCCGAUUUGAAUAUCACUAUUGAUACUUUCGUUGCUAAAUUAAAGAGAAGACAAGUGCAAGGUUCAUACGCCAUCGCCUUGGAAACUUUACAAUUGCUAAUGAGAUUUAUAUCUGCAGCUCGUUGGAAUCAUGUUAAUGAACUUAUUGAACAAAUCAGAGAUUUAGGUAACAGGCUGGAAAAAGCCCAUCCCACUGCUUUCAGUUGUGGUAACGUCAUCAGAAGAAUACUGGCUGUCUUGAGAGACGAGGUAGAGGAAGACACCAUGAGCACAACUGUCACCUCCACAUCAGUGGCUGAACCUUUAAUUUCUUCCAUGUUUAACUUAUUGCAGAAACCUGAGCAACCUCACCAGAAUAGAAAAAAUAGUUCAAGUAGCUCUAGCAUGAAAACCAAAACUGACUAUCGUCAAGUAGCCAUUCAAGGUAUUAAAGAUCUCAUAGAUGAAAUCAAAAAUAUUGACGAAGGUAUUCAACAAAUUGCUAUUGAUUUGAUUCACGACCAUGAAAUUUUAUUAACUCCUACGCCUGAUUCCAAAACAGUAUUAAAGUUUCUGAUAACUGCUCGCGAACGUAGUAAUAGAACAUUUACAGUUCUAGUCACGGAGGGGUUCCCUAAUAAUACAAAGAAUGCACAUGAAUUUGCGAAAAAAUUAGCACAACAUAACAUAGAAACCCUAGUAGUUCCAGACUCCGCAGUUUUUGCUCUCAUGUCUCGGGUAGGUAAGGUCAUUAUUGGAACUAAAGCUGUGUUUGUAAACGGGGGGACUAUCUCAUCCAAUUCAGGUGUCUCAUCCGUUUGUGAAUGUGCCCGAGAAUUCAGAACUCCAGUAUUUGCUGUUGCGGGUCUGUACAAGCUGUCUCCCUUAUAUCCGUUUGAUGUAGAGAAGUUUGUUGAAUUUGGUGGAUCCCAGCGUAUAUUGCCUAGAAUGGAUCCAAGAAAAAGAUUAGACACUGUCAAUCAAAUUACCGAUUAUGUUCCACCUGAAAACAUUGAUAUUUACAUUACCAAUGUUGGAGGGUUCAACCCAAGUUUCAUAUAUCGUAUAGCAUGGGAUAAUUAUAAGCAAAUUGAUGUUCAUUUAGAUAAGAAGAAGGUAUAA
Saccharomyces mikatae IFO 1815 is the source of this 1146-nucleotide messenger RNA. RefSeq names its product translation initiation factor eIF2B subunit beta (gene GCD7). The transcript has a single exon. Gene Ontology annotation, biological process: translational initiation. Gene Ontology annotation, molecular function: translation initiation factor activity; guanyl-nucleotide exchange factor activity. Gene Ontology annotation, cellular component: eukaryotic translation initiation factor 2B complex. NCBI's taxonomy places the organism in Eukaryota, Fungi, Ascomycota, Saccharomycetes, Saccharomycetales, Saccharomycetaceae. The coding region runs from base 1 to 1146 and encodes 381 amino acids. The record is from RefSeq and is a predicted model, not a curated record.